AUGGUUGGCUCGCUGCGUCGGACGAAUUUUCAAAUCUCGUGCUCUACCACCCCUUCACCUUCAGCACGAUCCCUCUCCCGCCUAUCACUGAUCUGGAGUGUGUCAAGGGAGUCUACAACACUGAGGGAAGCAUUGUGGGCUAUCGUUUCAGAAAAAAAUCAUCAGCACGAGACUAGUGAGGCUGGCACAUGGUUCUACCAAAAGGUGGUGCUGUCCCGCGAUCCGUCUCAAGAUGGUGACUACACUGCUAUGAUCAUCCACUACGACGCUAACUGGGUUUCUUUUGCAAGAGCGAAAGAGGGACGCUGGCGAUCUGCCGCGGCUCUGGACGACAGGAGCCAUGAUCGUUACGCCGACUGCGUCUACCACGACGGCAGAUUCUACACGGUGACCUUACGCGGGGUGCUUGAGGCGUGGGAUCUUCACGGCCCGCAGGAACCAAUCAAGGAGGUUAUUAUUGCCAACGGGGACAAGAGACGAAGGAGAGUCCUUACUAGGUUCUUAGUGUCUACGCCCUGCGGCCGCCUCCUGCAGAUACGAACCCUUCGGCGUGCUCAUCGCUCCAGAGAAAUCGAGGUGCACGUGCUUGAAGUCGAUGUCAGAGAGCGCAAGCUGGUCAGCUUAAGUUCUUCGACGGCCUUCCAGGACCACGCGGUGUUUGUUGGGUUAAAUCAGUCCGCGUGCUUGCCUACCAAGAAAUUUCCAGAGCUCAAACCGAACUGUGUCUACUUCACCUCUCCCCGGCUGAUGAGAGAUCUCAUCGGAUUAAGAUGGAUGGCGGUGGUUGAAGUUGCUGAACUGGCAGGCAAGGAUUGUGGCCUGAUGAAAGCAUAA
Messenger RNA from Lolium perenne, 834 nucleotides. NCBI's taxonomy places the organism in Eukaryota, Viridiplantae, Streptophyta, Magnoliopsida, Poales, Poaceae. The record is from RefSeq and is a predicted model, not a curated record.